Gasterosteus aculeatus aculeatus (three-spined stickleback) is the source of this 5514-nucleotide messenger RNA. It is a transcript of the gene l1cama, whose product is annotated as L1 cell adhesion molecule, paralog a. Gene Ontology annotation, cellular component: plasma membrane; axon. NCBI's taxonomy places the organism in Eukaryota, Metazoa, Chordata, Actinopteri, Perciformes, Gasterosteidae. The record is from RefSeq and is a predicted model, not a curated record. Gene Ontology annotation, molecular function: cell-cell adhesion mediator activity. Gene Ontology annotation, biological process: brain development; cell-cell adhesion; axon guidance.
AGAAGGAGAGCGGCCGGAGGAGGGUGUGUUUUUCUAUCACUGCAGCAUCAGCAGAGAGAAGAGGGACGCAAUCAAUUUCAUAGAGAGAAGAGAAGAAAAGGCACAAGUAGAUCAGGCAGAGGGAGGAAAGAGGAGCCGCGACAGGAGAGAAGAGACCAGCGGGAGGGCGUGGACCUGAUUUAUAGAAAAGCUCAACGAGGAGUGAGGUAGAAAGGAGGGAGAAGAAAAGAGGGACGUACGAGGCGACGCUGAGGCCUCCUUCAAACGAAACAAAGCCUCACACACGAGUGUGUAGCUGACCUCUGUUUGCGUUUUACUGCACUUGCGUGAGCAGGUGGGAAUUUUAUGGGACAGUGAGCAAUGCCUCACAUGCAGCAACAGCAGGUUGGCAGUAGGGGGCGGUGCUCCCUUCCCCUCCUCCUUCUCCUCCUCCUCCUCUCCUUUGCUGCCCGGCCCAGCCAAGCAGCCAUACACAUACCCUCCAACUACCAAAUAAGUGAUCUCAAGAGGCCUCCAAUGAUCAUCACACAGCCGGAGUCUGUCACCGUCUUCAGCAUUGAAGACUUCGUCAUGAGCUGUGAAGCCGCUGGCAACCCUUUACCCAUUUUCCGAUGGACAAAGGAUGGAGGGGAGUUUGACCCGGGCACUGACCCCGAACUGAAGGUUUUGGAGCGCCCCGGCUCAUUUGCGUUCUUCUCGCUCGGUAACAACAUGGACAGCUUGAAGCAGUACCAGGCCAAAUACGUGUGCUUCGCAUCCAACGAACUGGGGACAGCCGUCUCUAACGAGGCCAAACUCAACACCGACGUUCUCCCCUCCCAGCAGAAAGAAAAGAAGGGUAAUGAGAAGUCUGAAGAGGGAAACAGUAUUAUUCUCAAGUGUAACCCUCCGCAGAGCUCGAUGGAGCCCAACAUUCACUGGAUGGACUGGAGACUACACCAUAUCCAGCUCAGUGAGCGAGUGGUCGUGGGGAAGGAUGGCAACCUUUACUUUGCUCAUUUGACACCCGAGGACAGCAGGAACGACUACACGUGCAAUGUCCAAUACCUGGCGACACGCACCAUUCUGGCAAAGGAACCCAUCACUCUGAGUGUAAUCCCAUCCAACUCUGUACUGCGGAACCGGAGGCCCCACAUGAUGAGACCUACUGGAAGCCACAGCACUUACCAUUUCCUCAGGGGCCAGACCGUGGAGCUCGAGUGCAUCGUCCAAGGCCUUCCAACUCCCAAAGUUUCAUGGGUGAGGAGAGACGGCGAGAUGUCUGAGUCUCGGGUGGUCAAAGAGAUGUUCAAUCGCCGCCUGCGCUUCAGUAACAUCUCAGAAAGCGACGGCGGCGAGUACCAGUGUUUGGCUGAGAACUCCCAAGGGAAGGCCACACACACUUACACUGUCAAUGUGGAAGCGGCUCCCUAUUGGAUCAAAGAGCCACCCAGUCAGUUAUACGCCCCAGGUGAGACUGUCAAGCUACACUGCCACGCUGACGGCAUCCCCAGUCCUACCAUCAGUUGGACCAUCAACGGGAUCCCCCUCUCAGCAACCGACAAGGACUCCAGACGUUCUCUGACAACGAGCGGGGCUCUAAUACUAAAGGAUGUCGACCUGGGAGACACUGCCAUCUAUCAGUGCCAGGCCUCCAACAAGCAUGGGACCAUCAUCACCAACACCAACGUCUAUGUCAUUGAGCUGCCUCCCCAGAUCCUGACUGAGGAUGGGAUUACAAACACGUUUACAGAGGGCCAGAAAGCUGUAUUGGAGUGUGAGACCUUUGGCUCUCCUAAACCUGAAGUCACAUGGGAGAGCGGCAGCACCACCUCCCUUCUGGCAGAUACCAGAGUGAAUCAGCUCAUCAACGGGGUGCUGGAGAUCUCCAAUGUCACCCAUGACGAUGAGGGCUUCUACACGUGCUCAGUAGAGAACACCAACUUGUCUGUCAGCACCGAGCUGGAAGUCCUCAACAGGACAGUGAUCCUGUCGCCUCCACAGGAUCUGAAGGUGCAGCGUGGAAACACGACAAUCUUCACUUGUCGGUCCCUGGUUGACCGCAAACUUGGCUCUCCGCUCAUUCAGUGGAGAAAAAACAAUCAAAAGAUCGCUGAGUCCCACGCUGACGGAAAGUACACAAUUGAUGGACCAGACCUGAAAAUAGCUAACGUGGAAACAGAUGAUGAGGGCGUGUACACCUGUCAGGUCAUUACUAAGUACGACAUGGCUGAAGCCAGUGGCUCUCUCACUUUAUGGGACCGUCCAGACCCUCCGGUCCUCCUCCAGAUCACUAACCCCAAACAUCGUGCAGUCACCCUUAGCUGGACUCCCGGAGACGACCACAACAGCGCUGUGCUAGAGUAUGUGGUUGAGUUUGAGGACCAGGGUUGGAAUGAGAGGGGAUGGGAAGAGCUGACGAGAGUAGCAGGAAACAAGAAGCGUGCUGUCCUCCCUCUGUGGCCUUACAUGUCUUACCGUUUCCGGGUCAUUGCCAUCAAUUAUGUGGGGAAGAGCGUCCCCAGCAAGCCAUCCGAAAUCCACAAUACACCUGCUGAUGCUCCGGACAAUAACCCUGAAGAUGUGCGGAGCGAGUCCAAAGCGCCAGAGACCCUGUUCAUCACCUGGGAGGAAAUGGACCGACGUGACUUCAAUGGACCUGACUUUAAGUAUUUAGUCCUGUGGAGGCGAGUUGUGGGCAGCGGACCCAAGUGGAACACCAACUACACGAAAGCACCGCCGUUCACGGUCUAUGACAUUGGUAACUUUUCUGCCUUUGAGAUCAAAGUUCAGGCUGUCAACGAGAAAGGGGAGGGACCCGAGGCAGACCCCGUCAUCGGUUACUCAGGAGAAGAUGUUCCAUUGGAGGCUCCAAUGAAUGUGGUUGUUACCUUAAUGAACAGCACAACCAUCAUAGUGAGCUGGGCAGCUGUGGACAAAGAGACGGUCAGAGGACACCUGCUGGGAUACAAGGUCUACUUGACCAGAACCGGCACCAGGAGCCACCACAGGGGCCGAAGGUCCAGGGAGCCAGAGAGCACUCAGGUGUUGGAGACAGGGGCAAACGAGGAGCAGAAGUUGAUCAGUAACCUCAGACCAUACUCCCACUAUGCCCUGGUCGCCACCGUGUUCAACAGCAAGGGAGAGGGACCGCCGUGUGAGACUUUGUCCUUUAAGACUGACGAAGGAGUUCCUGGUCAUCCCACGUCCCUGAUGCUGGACAGCCCGUCAGAGACAGAAAUGACCCUCCACUGGGCGCCACCUGCCGAGCCCAAUGGAGUCCUCGUUGGAUAUCUGCUGCAGUACCAGCAGAUUGUGGAGAGUGACGACAGCCCCAUGCAGGUAGAGACAAUAGACGGCACCGCGGUCACCCACCUCACCAUGAGAGGCCUGGACCCCCACAGCCACUACCGCUUCUUCCUGAGGGGGCGCACUGCCGCGGGGGAUGGAGAGCCUAUCAUGAGGGAGGGGGCCACCACGCUGGACGGAGCGCCUCCUGCCAAUAUCGAACUGUCCCCCGGCGAAAACUUUGUUAACCUCAGCUGGGUGGCCAAGAAGAGACACAGGAACGUGGGCUUCCAGAUAUACUACCUCAAGAAAAAUGAGGUCGUGGAGAAGACAGCAAAGGUGAACUCCUCCCAGUCCUUCUACCAGCUCCAGGGCCUGACUCCUGGCUCUAAUUAUCAUCUACGCUUCACCUACAGCAACAGCACUUUCUUGGAGAAGGAUAUCAAGACAGACGGAACCGGAGUAACAGAGAUGCAGCCCAGUUUUGCAACGCAAGGCUGGUUCAUCGGUGUUGUGAGUGCCGUCGUGCUGCUGCUGCUGAUACUGCUUAUCCUCUGCUUCAUCAAGAGGAGUAAAGGGGGGAAGUAUUCAGUGAAAGAUAAAGAGGAGGGUCCGAUGGACUCAGAAGCACGGCCGAUGAAGGAUGAGACUUUUGGAGAGUAUAGAUCCCUCGAAAGCGACCUCGAGGGGAAGCGCACGGCCAGCCAGCCGUCCCUGGGUGAGGACAGCAAGCUGUGCAGCGAGGACAACCUGGACUUCAACGGCAGCAGCGCCGUGACCACCGAGCUCAACAUGGACGAGUCUCUGGUCAGCCAGUUCAGUCGGCCCAGCGAGGGUCCAGAGGCGCCAGACAACUCCCCGCUCGGCCCCACCGCCGUCUCCUCGGCCACCAACGGCGUGCCCAACUCAGUCGCCAUACUCGAUUAACCCCAAACUUCCACCGGGGGGGCCAUUAGACCAAAACAUGUCAACACGUAUGUGCCCAUGCAUUCCUGUUCCCUACCGACUUGCUGAUCUGUAGUGUAAUGACUAAUAUACAAUCAAUGUAUUGACUAUUCAGAUGCCCCUGGCAGUCAUCUGAUCGACCGGACUGUUUUUGACCAAAGGAGUGUCCAAAGUAGUGGACAAUGUAACACGAGUUUGACUGACCUGAAGAUGUCUUUUUGACGCCCCCCUCACCCUCCUUUUACCUGUGUAGUUUACAACGUAUCUUAAUGGCUAACACUCAUUUCCCUCCCUUUCUUCUCUUUCUUUCUCCUCACAAACAACUCAAUAGAAAGAUAAAGACAGAAUGUGCAGAAGGUGCUGUGGAGAUGCAGAGCAGUGGUUUGGAAGAGGGGGUUGGUGGUAGAAACCUAGCAGGGGGAAGCAGGCAGCACAUGCUGCUGUAAAAGCUCUUAGAUAUUUAUCACGCCUUAUUUGAUUUCACAUAUUUCUACGUCUAAUGCCAUUUGAUGUCUCAGAUUGUACUCGUCAGUGACAUUUUAUUUGUGUGUUUGAAUACAAAACAUCCUUUUUUUAAUCACCAUUUUUAAUUUAUAUCAUCACUUUUUAAUAUUUUUUUUACGCUAUUUAUAUAAAACAUAUUUCACAGAUGAUGUUUUCAUUGAAACUAAGUAAAGCCAAGUUUCUUAUACUAUAAAUAACAUUGGAUGCAUUAUGGGAACUUGCUGUGAACAUGCUGAGUAGCAUCUGGUGUAUAUCGCUGCAUCUACAUCUAUCUAUUUAGCCAUAAUACAGUAUUAUAGAUAUGUACAUGCUCCUUAUAAGUUCCUGUGCCUGCUGGGUCUGCAUAGAGCACCAGAUUGAUGUCAUUACUCUCUCGCCUUCCCACCAGAAGUGUGAUGUCAUUAUUGGAAAUGAUAUUGUAAUUUUUUGUGUCGAGACCUUUGUGUAGCUUUCUGUAUCUGUCAUAGUCUCUUUCUACACUGUAUUAAAAACAUAGUUGUCUCUAAUUAACAAUCUUUCCACACCUGUCCAUCUCAUAUUCACUAACAGUUUGAGGAGCAGUAUCGAUGUAUAUUUACAGAUCGGAGAGUGGAGUCUUGUGGGCAAACACUCUCAUGCUUUAUUUUCAGACCCUUAUCAAUACAAGUUAAUAGUGCAGACAGGCAGAAUGAUUGCCAGUUGAUGUAUAAUAAAAGCAAGCAGUUGGUAUUUACAUCAAACACAGAGAAUGUAUUCAUUUCCGUGCUGGGUUGACAUUGUAUUUACAUGCUACUGAUUAAAAAAAAAUCUGAGAUACAA